This is a messenger RNA of Penicillium macrosclerotiorum, 3873 nucleotides long. RefSeq lists its product as uncharacterized. The transcript has a single exon. The record is from RefSeq and is a predicted model, not a curated record. Lineage: Eukaryota; Fungi; Ascomycota; Eurotiomycetes; Eurotiales; Aspergillaceae. The coding region runs from base 1 to 3873 and encodes 1290 amino acids.
AUGACCUCUAGACGGCAGAUACCACCCAAACUGCAUCUGCCCGGUCCCACUUGCAACCCCAGCUUCCCACUCUCGUCCCCUAUUAGCGAGGAGAUCUUCACGCCCCUCAGCGAGGACCUCUUCACGCCGACAGUCGAGGACAAAGAUUUGGAGCGCAGUCGACCCUUCGAGUUUCUGUCCCAAGCCACCAAACAAAAAGCAGAGCCCAAGGCCGAGGCGGCGAGAGACCGCAUCCGCAUCCCCAGUUUCUCUCACCGAGACCGAUAUGCGCCGGACAAAAGAACAAGUAUCGGUGAGAUUGGGAAGAAGAAAAAGAAUGGAGGGAAACUACCUGGACUGAAUGUGAUUACCGAUUUUUCCUCUCGGUCUACGUCCAAGAAGCAAUCUAGCGAGGAGUUGAAUGCGCCGUUCGUCGAUCUGAACGACUUGAAACAAUUGUCCAAGAAACGGGGCCAGGAACGGUCUGCGCAGGCAGCUCCAGAGCUUACGGAGGCACCACUGGCCUCGAAUACGUCUCAAAAGGGAUCCACGCAGUUAUUCCGCCAGCUGCCCGAGCAAACGAGGCAGUUGCAAUAUGGCAAUCCUUUUCUCGACCCGAAUCCCUUCGCCGAUAGGCAUGGCCUCGGCCUCUCGCCGUCUGAUCGUCAUGUCAUGAUUGGCUUGAGUGUGCCGGCGCAUGAAUCGGAAGAACGGGCGAAAGAACACGACACGGGCAACACGCCUCUCACGCCGACGAUCGUCGUCACGCCGGCCUGCACAGAUGUCGCUGUAACCCCGGCUCGUACCGAGUUUGCUUUGUCUCCGACCUAUUCGGAGUUCGUACAGGGCCCUGUUGGCGGAAACAUUGUUCUGAGCUUGGGACACUCGGAAAAUUCCAUGUCAGCUACAGUUUUGGAAACUGGCCGUCCUCGCGCGACAUCAAGUAUCUAUUCCCAGCCCACCCCGCGACAGACUGCAUAUGAUAUCCCACCUGUGCCGGCCAUUCCAGUUGAACACAUACCAGCGUCGCAACAGUCCCUGGCAAAUGACUUCUUAAAUGCCCACCUGGCAGCGAUGACAAGCAAGCGCCAGUCCACAUCCGCAGAGACCAUCAUUGAGGAUUAUAGCCCAGUAGGAGAGCAGGACCAUCAUACACUGACUGAAGAAGAUGACGACAAAGCCCCCCUGGCCGGACUAAGCGUAAACACAGCCGCAACUCGGCCUGAGUCUCAGGGCUGGUGGAAUGUUCUGCUGUCUCCGUUACUGAGUAAAAAGUCCCCGGCCAGCCCGUCAUUCCCUCGGGACGGGACCUCGGCUACAACUCCUGCAAAGGACACGGGUAAGGAUUGGUGGGAGAAGACGCUGUCUAUGGCUUCGUUCAAAAGUCCCGGAGCAGGGUCACCGUCUCAAAGUAAUGAGGGAGAAAAGAGCAUGGAGCAGUCCCGCUCAUUGGGCGACACCUCCACCACUCAACCGACUCAACGACAGGCGAUCCCAUCGAUGAUGUACCAUGGACAACCUAUCCAGGGCGAAGCUGCCGAAUACUACCAAGCAUGUGCGCACGAGCUCUUCAGCCGGACGCCAUACUUUGAGUGCACCAGCCACAUCUGCUCCAUCACUCCGACACACUCGACCAUGGCGAGUGCCACGGCCGACCUGGGCGAAACACGCGAUCGCAGCCUCAUCCUUGGCAAAGUGGAAGAGCCUCGGCAUACAGCCCAGGGAGGACGAGGUAUUCUAAUUGACGUCGACACCCCAGCUGAACAGACCGAAAAGCACCUGUGUGACUCCAAGGAAGUACCCAAAUCGCACUCAUCACGAAAUUCAGUCGAUUCGUGGGAGUCGCAUCUUUCAUACGACUUUGAUACAGAUCAUAACGCCUCUUCACCUGAAGAACCGCGAGGCCGUGCAAAAGAACAUGCCCCCGAGUUGCCUAUCGAGAGAUCGUUGCCCGAGCCAUUGCCAUCGGCCCCGGUUCCCAUGCCUGCUCCAUCGCCUCAGUACUACCCACAACCUGCUCCAGUACCCCAGUCCGCACCGGCGCCACAGUCAAUCUCGAUAUCAAAUCCUAUCACUAUAUCGCAGCCGGCGCCGGCACCGCAACCCUUCGCGUCCUUUGAACCUCCCGCGCCGAUAUCACAACCUGUCUCGGCUCCAGAGCCCGCUCCAGCACCGCAGACUGGGUUUGAAGCUCCUACUAGCUAUCGUGAACCCCCAGUGGACGUAACUCCACAGGAACAACCGCGGGCACUGAAUGAGUGGCCCAAGAUGCAGCAUGAAGCGCCUUUCGGAGCGAAUGAGCCGAUUUCUCCGGCGUUUCAGCGCGCAGCAGGAGGCCCAAGAUCAAUCCCCAUGAGUUCAAUGAAAGAAAGCUCCUCGACGAGAGAAGCCUCCUCGAUGACGGAGGGGCCUGUUUCUACGCUGUCCGCCCCCACCCCGGCAUAUACGCAGUAUCCUCGAGGCGACGAGGCCUCUCUUCCGGCGAAUUAUACCGGGUAUUAUGAUCCCAAUGCCGUGGUGAUGAAUCCCACUGGAGUAGCAGGACCAGGAGAAGCCCAACGCCAAAGACUGGAGCGCGAGGAUGCUAUGGGAAGGAAAAUUGGAGGUCUGUGGCGUGGGCGAGGCUGUAUCCCGAAGAAAGGCUGCUUUGGACGUCCCGGGCGAGAGGGUCGCCUUCGACGACGAUGGUACUUCGCCAUCGCCCUGUUCUUCAUUAUCAUUCUGACCGUGGCUAUUGUGGUUCCGUUAACGGUCACCGCAAAGGGAUCUAGCAGCGUAGAGCAAUCACAAUGGCUAAAUCUGACGAGUUUCCCGCCCAUCGUGACCGGUAUUUCGACCGUCGUGGGAGCAGAAACGAUCGUUUCCAAGUCGACGUGCGUUAGCCCAUCGUCGCUCUGGAGCUGUGCUCUCCCGAAGGAUGCACAGGCAGACAACACGCCCUACGCCGGCAACGAGCCCAGCUUUCGCCUCCAGAUCCAAUUUCGCAACGAAACAACCGGCAACACGACGUACACGACCACCAAUUCUAAACGCGAUUCCUGGGAUCCGUCGCCCUCAGCGCCCACUCUCGCGAAUCAGAAAUUCCUCGGUAAUACGACAGAUGGGAACUCCCAGCCCUACGCCGGCGAAGAAACUCCCUUCUACAUCAGUAUGCUAUCUGCAUCGAAGCCGCUCUAUCGACGCUCCUCGACCGACAACAGCAGCUCCUCCGACUCCGACACAUCCAACAGCACGUUCCAGUUCCCCUCGCCGCUCAUGAACUCGGACGGCACCGCCGCCGCCGCCACGCUCUACCCUCUCCCAGACACGCAACCCAUGCGCCUCUACAACCGCGGCGAAGAUGACGAGCACUACGGCUUUUAUACGUACUAUGACAAGUCGAUCUUCUUAGCCUCGCGUGCGCCCCUCGAAGACAGCGCAAAAGACGACAAUACACUUGACCAAAACGGUGGCUCGAGCGAGAGCGACGCCCGCACGCGCUGCACGUGGUCGCAGACCCGCUUCCUCGUGCAGAUAUGGACCAAGCCUGAGAAGAAGGGAUAUGCGUUGCAGUCGUCCGGCACCAGCACCAGCACCAGCGCAGCGGCAACAGCAACAGCAACUGCGACCGCGGCGACGCAGCCGGGCUCGUUCCCGUGGCCGGUGACAUUCACGGUGGACCGGCACGGUGGGGACUGGAAGAAGAAAAUGGUGUAUUGCUACGGAAUCGACGAGGACCAGCACUACAAUACGACAGACCGGAAGCUAAACCCUGAAUAUCGCGGGUACGGGGGCACGUUGAUUGACCCGGCGCCGGGGCCGCUGAGUGGGUCGGAUGCGUCGGGCAAUUCAUCUUUCGAUGGGGGCAGUGGGGGUUGUCAGUGUCAGUGGGCAAACUGGAUAUCUACGGCUUGA